GUGAAUAGAACACGCACAAAAACAGUGCUUGUCAUAUUUCAGAGACGCUUGUAGUACUACUUGGCACUGUAAAAUAAUCUACGUCGCUCUCUGGAAUCUAAAGUUUACCAGUUUUGGAACGAUGUCAAACUACGCACGAUGGCAAGCAGAGUGACAAGCACGAUACAGCAAGGGUACGGGUCGAUCCCCGACACGUCAGAAGAGUCGAGUGAAUGCAAAGCUCAGCCAGGGAGUUCUUGCGACGCCCUGCUUUCCGCGGUCACUAAACUAGCUAUAUGGGAAGAUUUUGAUACCGAAAAAUUGGACAGUGGUUUUUUUGCUGACGUAUAUAAGGUGCGUCACCGUGGCAACCAUGAUGUCAUGGUUGUGAAAAUCAGCAAGUCAAAAGACAGAGUGGAUCAGUGCAAAAUGGUCAAAGAACUAGAAUUGAUGAAUAAAUUACACCAUCGCAACGUCAUCAAAUUGGAAGGUGCAUGUAUUAAGGAGGGUCAGUUGCAUCCAAUGCUCGAGUAUUUGUCCGGAGGAUGUUUAAAUACUUUAUUAUUGGACCACGAAAAACCGAUCAGUCUUGAGGAACGAGUCAACUUUGCCAGAGACAUUGCCAGUGGUAUGGCGUAUUUACACGAAUGCAAUGUCUGUCAUCGAGAUUUAACGUCAAUGAAUUGUUUAUUACGAUUAUCGGAGAGACGAGAGUGCGUGGUAGCAGAUUUCGGACUAUCCCGGAGAGUGGUCUCCACCGGGUCCGACGUAGAAAAAGACACCCCACGGAAGAUGUCAUUGGUCGGAUCACCGUACUGGAUGGCUCCUGAAAUGCUCCGCGGUGAAAACUACAAUAAAAAAGUAGACGUGUUUUCGUUUGGUAUUACACUUUGUGAAAUUAUUGCGAGGAUAGAAGCUGACCCUGAUGAGCUAUUGAGAACCCAGUCAUUUGGUUUGGACGUGAAACACUUCAGAGAGAAAUGUCAAGACUGUCCGAACGAUAUUCUGUCAUUAGCUGAGUGUUGUUGCGAUCUGAACCCAACCAAAAGACCGUGGUUCAACGAAAUCGUCAGUAUUACCACAGAUAUUCUUCGGAAUCUUCGCAAGGACGCUUUUUAUUCAACAUGUGUAAUUAUAUCGAACCCACCAAGUGACAAUGACCUCGAAAUGACAAAUGACAAUACCCCGAAAUGUGUCAACAGAAAUGGCGACAUUGACCAGACUGUGGAUGACAUGCAGAGACUAAACAUAGGUGAAAAUCACGUCAUUGGACCACGCAAGAGACCAAGUAUUAUUCAGGUACAACAACUGCCCUCUAUCGCCGAAAUAUCGAAGAGCCAAUCCUUGGACAACUGCGAUUAACUAUGCUCCCGCGUACGCAUCCCUCUGGGACAGUGACGUCACGAACUAUCAGAAAAUAAUUUGUUAUAAUAAAUGUAUUUAUGUUUAUAUAAAUUGCCCUUCAUGCAUGUUUAACACUGUAUGUGAUAUACGCAUUCCAUUCAAAAUGUUGUGUUAAUCCUAAAUUAUA
Messenger RNA from Saccoglossus kowalevskii, 1510 nucleotides. Its product is annotated as dual specificity testis-specific protein kinase 2-like. Gene Ontology annotation, biological process: actin cytoskeleton organization; protein phosphorylation. Gene Ontology annotation, cellular component: cytoplasm; nucleus. Lineage: Eukaryota; Metazoa; Hemichordata; Enteropneusta; Harrimaniidae. The record is from RefSeq and is a predicted model, not a curated record. Gene Ontology annotation, molecular function: ATP binding; protein serine/threonine kinase activity.